Messenger RNA from Numida meleagris (helmeted guineafowl), 7150 nucleotides. It is a transcript of the gene PHOSPHO1, whose product is annotated as phosphoethanolamine/phosphocholine phosphatase. NCBI's taxonomy places the organism in Eukaryota, Metazoa, Chordata, Aves, Galliformes, Numididae. The transcript has 5 exons. Bases 5051 to 5857 code for a protein of 268 amino acids. Gene Ontology annotation, molecular function: phosphatase activity. The record is from RefSeq and is a predicted model, not a curated record. Gene Ontology annotation, biological process: bone mineralization involved in bone maturation.
AGUUUCAGAGUCUGUCGUAAUGGCAGCAGAUUCUCCUAAUUGCCUGGGACAAACACAGUGAAAGCUGGCAGACUGGUCUAGGAGUGUUGUAAUGCGGCAUUGUAUAAAGCACAUCUUUUACCCCAAAAAGGAAAAGGGGUGUUACAAAAGUCGGGAAAUUAAAGGUUAAGGUUUGCUGAGGCUUUUCACUCCUGCUUAAAUUGGCAUAAGCAUGCACACCUACAGAAUUUGUGCAACACGAAGGAAUGUAUUCGAGUGCGUGUACUGCUUUUUGCAUAUGUUAACAAGCUGAGAAUAAUGUUUUGUAUUAGCUUUGUUAUAUUUGGUUAGCAGGUAAGAGCUUGGUUUGUGUCACUAAGUGCUGUCUUCAAGAAGAGCAAAGACAAAUUAAACCAACUUUAGGUUUGACUUGAACGUUUCUGGAAGGUGAGACUUAACGUUACCAUUAUUUUUCCAAAGCAUCCUACAGCCUAAGUUGAACUUUUCCUAACUUUUUAAAAUUGCAUUUUAAGGGGAAGGAUUCAACAAAAUUAAUAUUGCAGUCGGGAGGCUGGCAGUUGAAAGGACAGUAUCUUUUCUAAAGGAGUUUAGGCCGCUAGUCCUGCAGGCAGCACCUUAUCCUUACUAAGGGCACUGGCUGUGUGGGCUUGUUUAUCCAGUGUAUUAUCUCAGGCUAAUUUACCUUCCUAGAUGAAGGGGUGGUGAUUAUCUGUUUCAUAUUGACUCGCCCGUCUGAGUUAUUGACUCUCCUGUUUACACAGCGUGGAUGCUUCGUGGAUGAUCCAAUUUGUAUUGCUGUGCACAUCAACAGUCACCGUCGCCCACCUUGUGUUCCCAGCCCCAUCUCUAAUGAUGGGCUUUUGAAAGAGUGCUUUGAGCUGAGUGUGGGCUCUUAUCACUGGGAGAUUAGUUCCUAUCUGAGCACCGCAAUCCAUUUGGAUGUUUUUGUCUUUGCCCCUUUACAUCUCUUGAGCGUGUAACAGCAACUUUCAGUUCAUUGGAGGGGAGGAGGCCAAACUCACAAGUCUGCAGUUUAAAGAUAGUGCUUCCCUUUGAGAGUUUUAAUCCGUUUCAAACAAGUUAACGGAAAGGCCAGGUUUCUCUCUGAGCUGAAAAGAUUGCUAUUUUUGUAAUUAAUUUAACUGGUUGCCUGUUUCUUUGCACUAGAGUGGCCAGUGGUGCGACCAUUUAUGGGGCUGAGUGCCAUGUUGGUAGGAGUUGGAGCGACUGUUGCGCAGAGCUGUUCCUAUUCUUGCAAAGGUAGUGCUGCAUUGACACGUUCUGGUUGGAUUAUUAAUUGCAGAGUACAUAGGCCUUUGAGAAAUCAAUAAAAGAAUAUGCAACGUGCAAAUACGGUGCUCGAGAACACUAAAUAAUGUCAAAUUUCUUUUUUUUUUUUUUCUCUUGGGACUUGGCCUCAGGGUGGUGAAAUGUUUCAGUCAUUGUUUCAUGGUUUCGUAUUCCUAUUAACUAGCAGUAUUAAGAAAGGAAGCCCACCACCAUGAUGUGUGACUCAGCAGGGCUUGUUUUUUAUCCGCUGCUGGGGAACAUCUCACUUGUAAAUAACCAUCGUGAGCUACAAGCUCAUCAGUCCAAAACAGCUAAGUCCCAUUCCACUCUAAACCAUGUAGUGAAUCUUCAAGUAUUUCCAAAGUAGGGGAAAAAAAAGGUACAUUGAAAAUUAAUGGCUUUUAAAUGGUGUCGUUCUUCUCCAGUUUAACUUUGGAAGCAGAAGUGUUACGGUGCGAGCUUUGACGUGCGUGCUAAGAUUUAAGCAGUCCUCUGUGGCACAUCACUUGCCAGCUUCCAUCCAAUAAAUCUGCCUUGUACCAUAAUGGCUGUUCUGCUCGUACCUGGAACAGUUUUGUACCUUGGUCACCAUUUGGUUUGGUUGGGUUGGGUUUGAACAGUGCUCCUUCCUAUUAGCUCAGAGGAUCUUCUCUUAGAAGGUGCAGGUAGGGAAGAAGGAUCCUUCAUUUUCACAGAGUUUGCGCACACGUGGAUGGAACUUGAUUAUUUUUUUUUUGUGGAGAUUCUGGAUUUUCAUAACUGGAAUUUAAUUCAACUUCAGUACCAGAUAGAAAGAGAAGGAAAUCUGAAGUCACCUGGCACUAAUUAGUAUUGUCUUGCUGACCAAAGAAGGUAUAAAUUAGUUAAUGUUUGGAUUUAAGCACAUCAGUAGUGCUGAAAACAAAUAGUACUGUAUAUUGUAGGUGUGUUGGAGGCAUGGCAGAAAAACUAAAAUCCACUGCAAAGGAAGGAGACGUUCACUCAGAAGGCAAGAACUCACAUUUCAUGUAGAUACCAGACAAAAGUCUGCCUUAGCAUUCACAUGUUUGUGAUAAAAGAUGGUUAUCCUAGCAGCAGCAGGAGAAUGGUGCAGCUUUUAAGCUUCUAACAGAAAUCUGAAUGAGAAAUGAGAGUUAGGUUAGUGAUGCCGUGACUCUGACUUCCCAUUCACUUAGCAGCUCUUCCAUGAUAAUUUCAGCCUGAGUUGACCUAUUUGUAUUAAUUCUGGUGCAGAAAUUGUUCUCUGCGGAUCACAGAGGGCGCCCUCUGCUUUGAGACACAGUGAUUCAGGCAGAGCUGUGCCUUUUUCAAAUGAGGAUAAAGAUUUGAAGGCUCUCUGAAGGCUUUUUUUCCCCCUUCAUUUUAAAAAUCGGCCUGUCCCCCCCCCUUUUUAUUUUAUUUUACACAUAAAUCCUCCUACUGCCUUGAUCUGCUGCUUUUACAGGUUGGAAUCAGCAAAUACAUCCUCUGAUGAAAUUUCUCUGGAUAUUGGGGAUUGCCUUUGUACUCAGUCGUGGCCCGUGUGCGUACAAAGUGCAUUCUUGCAGUGUAGGCCUCUCUUUGUGUACCGAGAAUUUAUGUACACAAACACUGAUCAAAUGGAGCUUCCCUGGGAGCAGCAAUGGGUGUAGGUGUUCGCAGUCCGCCCUUUGUUUUGUCAUGUUGCUAAAUAGUUCUUUGCCCCGUGUCAUACAGAUUUAAUUUAGCAGGAACGUAGGUCUGCGUGGUCCAUGCUUGCAUUCCCAAUUUUGAUGCUGUUUUCCACGAACUGAGGCCCUACACCACGUCCCCCAGCGGAAGAGCCUUGUGGUGUGAACGUAAAACACAUCUGAAAUUGAGAAAUGAUGGAAUAUUUUCCACCAGCAAGGAAAUGGUGCUUUUGGUUGCUUUGUGUUUGAAUUCCCUUCCCUGAGAAACCUGCCCAGGUGGGGGCAGAGCAGCAGUCCCUUGCUGAAGGGAUCUAUUAACGUUAAUUAUUAUCUCCCGCUCGGAGAACUCUGAACAUUGCUGUUACUUUUUCUUUUUAAUCAACCCAUACGACAGCAGCAUGAUUCCCUGAUAUACUUCUUUAUUAAUCUCGAUUCUGCACAAAGGUGACACUUGUAAUGGCGCUGACCCUCAUCAGCAGAGGGUGUCUUCCCAAUAAACUGCACAUCUGAAUUUUCUUGGACUAGGUGUCUGGUUUCCUGCAGGGUCAUUGAAGCCUUUUGAGCUCCACUGACUGCAUACAGAGCCCAGAUAUAGAGGCUGGUGGGAGCACACCCCUGCCUUUCCAUGGGCUGGGAAGGUCGGCUGAUUUUUCUGAUAUGCUGCUCAACUACUGCACUUUCCAGGUAAGGAGAGGCAUCAAGGGCAAGAGCUAAAGUCUAAGAUGCAGUUUAAAGACACACACCUGCGUGAUCUGUUCAGAUUUAACAUGGUUAAAAUGGUUACCUCUAAAGACAAUCUUGGUAGGUGCAUACACUGAGUUCAUUGGUGGUACUGGGAUAAAUUGUGUCACUGAGUAAUUGCAGAUGGUUUCUUGCUUUGGGGGGGGGGGGCUUUUCCAUUUGUGUUAUAUAAAUUGCAGGAGCAUAAAGAUUUGACAGGAAUUCUUGUCGGUAGGAAAGCAGAAGGUUCUUCAGGUAAGCUGCCAGUGAACUGUGUUUUCUCAUGUCUCAGAGUGGAAGGUAUAGGAAGGAAACCACUGUAAGAGCAAAGGUUUUUGUGUCCCCUUGUGGUUUGCCAUAGUCCAGCUGGAACAAGCAGCCAGCAAGCAGUGUUCCCAAAGGCAUUCCAGCUUUCCCAAGCAGAAGCAGUCUGUCUCAUUUUUCGUCUCCCCUAACGCAAUCAAAGUUUGAAAAACAAACUUGAUUUAUAGCUGCAUUUCUGCAGAAAGCGUGAUUUAAUUUUUUUCAGCUGGCAUUGGUGAUGCAUUAUUUGAUGCCCUUAGUAUGUGCAGGAACCGGUUUGCUGCUCGUGUCAGUUGAGGUCGCAGCCCACGUGGUGAGAGGGGCUUAGUGAAGUUGCACCUUUCAUUCUCCAACCUUUAACUCCAGAAUCAGUUGUAGAACGAUGUUGGAGAGCUUUGUGUGCAUGUUUGGUUGUUUUAAAGCAGCAGUGGUACAAUGUCUUGGUGGGAAGGUAUGAAGACGAGCUGCUGGCUCUGUUCAAAAGCUGCAGCUGUAGAAAAGCUAUCAAGCUAUGAAAAGAUAGUAAUGAGUUUUCCCCACCUGAAAAGUUGUCUCACAUAUUAAAAGAAGAGGGAUGAGCGUAUGGGAAGCUCCAGUGGUCUGACUCUGCUUCUCCUGACCCCCUGUUACAGUUCCUGCAUUGAGAUUUCAAGUGAUAGCUGAUGCUAGCAAAAGGAGUAAGAGAGGCCAACAGAGUGAAGUCAGGAGAAUGCUGCAGCACGGCCACCAAGCAGCCCAGCUACUGACAGCCCUGCCUGCAGCGACCUCCAGCUGACAAACAUUCUUUUUAGAUUCUCUGCCUAAUUUCCUCCGCAAGGUUUUUCAGACAGUAGAUGGAGUCUGGUGACAAUGAAGGAGAUAAGAAUCAGCUGCUUUGUGGUUGUACGGGAGCUACGAUGUGCAGACCGAGAAUUGUGAACAGGAAAAAACAGCAGCUCAGGAAUCGCCCAUCUCACCACGCGCUCCUGAUGGCUUCAGAAGGUGGAAGGACACUCUCCCAGGAAGCAGCUGCCCGCGAGGAGCCCAGCACAGAGAAGCCCUAAACGGGACCUUCAGCAAAGCGGUGCUUGGAGAGUGAUGGUCUUAAAAUGAAAAGGUGCUGUGAGGGUGUUGGGCUGCCAUGCCUGUUUAAGGGUGUUGGUAUGGCCAGCUCCCGGCCUCCCAAGUACCUCCUGGUCUUCGAUUUUGAUGAGACCAUCAUCAACGAGAACAGCGAUGACUCCAUCGUGCGGGCGGCCCCGGGGCAGGCGUUGCCCGAGCACGUCCGGCAGAGCUUCCGCGAGGGCUUCUACAACGAGUACAUGCAACGCGUCCUGGCCUACAUGGGGGACCAGGGCGUCAAGAUGGGGGACUUCAAGGCCGUCUAUGAGAACAUUCCCCUGUCUCCCGGCAUGCCUGACCUCUUCCAGUUCCUCUCCAAGAACCACGAGCUCUUUGAGAUCAUCCUCAUCUCCGACGCCAACAUGUUUGGCAUCGAGUGCAAGCUGAGGGCGGCCGGUUUUUACUCCCUCUUCCGCAAGAUCUUCAGCAACCCGUCCAGCUUCGACAAGAGGGGCUACUUCACCUUGGGGCCCUACCACAGCCACAAGUGCCUUGACUGCCCAGCCAAUAUGUGCAAACGCAAAAUCCUGACGGAGUACCUGGCCGAGAGAGCGCAGGAAGAGGUGGAAUUCGAGAGGGUGUUUUACGUGGGGGACGGUGCCAACGACUUCUGCCCUUCCGUGACUUUGACUUCAGCUGACGUUGCUUUCCCACGGAAGGGCUACCCCAUGCACCAGAUGGCCCAGGAGAUGGAGAAUAAGAAGCCUGGAGCUUUCCGGGCCGCUGUUGUUCCCUGGGAGUCGGGUACCGAGGUUGCCCGCUAUCUGCAGGAGCUCCUCAAGAAGAAGUGCUGAGGAUGGAUGGCUCCGAAGAGCCUUGUUUACGAUAAGCAGCUGGGAAAGGAGAAGCCUGGGAGGUCGUGUCCUGUGCCCCGCGUCUAUUUGGCACUGCUCACUUGGACUCCCAUUCCUGGACUGCUUUCCUGCCUUCCUCUCCAAGCUCCUAUCUCCCAGUGAUUGAAGCACUUUCUCUCUCUCCCCACAUCCCUUUCUCUUCCCUCUGCCACACUGAGAUGAAGUCUUCUCUAUGCAGCUUAGACAGCUUCUCUGCUGUUGGUGGUUGGCAACACUAAUGGUAUGGGGUUUCCUUUUCCCUUUUUGGCUUCACGAGAGCAGUUCUUUACCAGCCAGGAGCCAGCUCUCCUGUAGGCUGAGCCCUGCACGUGCUUCCUCUUGACUUCACCCCGCUCGUCUCCUGCCCAUCUCCACUCUCCACACAGGAGCCGCGUGCUGUUGCCUUCAACCCGAUGCUCCAAGGGUUCCUUGCCUCUCCAGGAAGCCACCAGAAAUUCGCUCUGGGCAGUCUGUGCUGCCCAUGGUCCCCAGCUUGCCCUGCACCCCGCUCCUUGCUCAGCGGGUGAGCCUCUCCCAGGAGAGUUCAUUGUCCCUUCAGACUUUCUCCUCUGGAAAAAAAAAAUCAUGGGUAACGGGAAAGCUUUCGGAAGGUUGGUACCUUGCAAAAAUAAAGAACAACCCUCCUUUAGCUCCCAUUGCCCUCACCCCAUUUUUGGGGGGGGGUGGCAGAAUGGCCACAUCGUGCUGCGAGGAGGAAGACCUGACUUCACCUUCCUCUUCCUCUCCCCCCUAGGGCAGCAGCCCCCCAUGCAUCCCCAACACAGCCAGGUCAUCUCUAUGUGGCUCUCAUUGACUGCCCUGUAACCUCCUGCCCUGGUCCAGAGGUGCUGAAAUUCCCCCCAGCUGGAGAGAGAGGUGCUUUAGCACUUGUGGUAUCAGCUCCCCACAGGCUAAACCCUCUUACCCCACUGCAGUGUUAAUUGCCCAUUCUAAUUGCACUCCAUAGAGGGGGACUUGCAGUAUUUUGCUCUCUGGUGUUGGCUUUUCCUGGAUUUAUCCACAGCCUUAAAUGACCCCUGGGAGUGGCUUGUAAGUACUCCAAAGCAUAGAAACCCUGGCAACAAAUCAGAGCGACAAGGAAGUAACCAAAGUAGCCCUGAGUUGAUCCUCCUUUAUUUCAUUUCUCUCCCCUUUCUUUGUUCUUCCUUUUCUGGACACUGUUCAACUGUGUGGAACUUAAAGCCAUGGAAUUUAAAAAAAAAAAAAAAGCAUAUAUAUGUAUAUAGAUAUAUA